This is a messenger RNA of Nothoprocta perdicaria, 1878 nucleotides long. It is a transcript of the gene ZNF710, whose product is annotated as zinc finger protein 710. Lineage: Eukaryota; Metazoa; Chordata; Aves; Tinamiformes; Tinamidae. The transcript is spliced from 4 exons. The record is from RefSeq and is a predicted model, not a curated record. Bases 1 to 1878 code for a protein of 625 amino acids. Gene Ontology annotation, biological process: regulation of transcription by RNA polymerase II. Gene Ontology annotation, molecular function: RNA polymerase II cis-regulatory region sequence-specific DNA binding; DNA-binding transcription factor activity.
AUGGAGCGCUUCGCCGAGAGCGGCACGCAGACGGACGCCGUGGUGGUGCUGUCCCUGGCGCAGGCGGCCGUUCUGGGCCUCGUGGCCGAGAACGAGCUGUUCGGGGCCACCGUCAGCCCGGGCGGCUUCUUCCCGGGGCUGGGGAGCGCCCCGCCGGCGCCGGGCGCGGGGCCGGACCCGCCGGACAGCAGCUGUGUGCCGGAGCUGGAGCCGGAGGCGGCGCCGGGGGAGGCYGUGGAGGAGGAGGAGGCCGCGGAGGCUGAGCCGUCCUGCGGGAAGCACGCACGCCGGAGGAAGCGCCCGCCCGUGCGCCUCGUGCCCAAGGUGAAGCGCGAGCAGGCGGAGGCCGGAGAGGAGGAGGAGGCCGCGAGCGAGGCGCCCGGCGAGGAUGCGGCGGAGGCGCUGCACGGCGGCCCGCCCGCUCCCGAGGAGCCGGCCCGCGAGAGGCCGGCCCACGGCGGCGCGCUCAACAUGACCGAGCUGGGCGCCUUGGGCAGGAAGCCGCGGCGGCUGCGGCACCUGCGCCGGCACCUGCGCCAGGAGCUGCAGCUGGAGCUGGGCGGGCGCGCGGCGCGGGGCACCGAGGCCGCAGGCCCCGCCGCGGCGCCCGCCGAGCCCGAGCCCGUCAAGAGCGAGCAGGGCGUCGCGUGGCGCGGCGCCGAGCCCGGCGAGCGCAGCAAGAAGGCGCAGCUCGACCGCCUCGACAUCAACGUGCAGAUCGACGACUCGUACCUCGUGGAGGCCGGCGACCGCCAGAAGCGCUGGCAGUGCCGCAUGUGCGAGAAGUCCUACACCUCCAAGUACAACCUGGUCACCCACAUCCUGGGCCACAACGGCAUCAAGCCCCACUCGUGCCCGCACUGCAACAAGCUCUUCAAGCAGCCCAGCCACCUGCAGACCCACCUGCUGACCCACGAGGGCACGCGGCCGCACAAGUGCGAGGUGUGCAGCAAGGCCUUCACGCAGACCAGCCACCUCAAGCGGCACAUGCUGCUGCACAGCGACAUCAAGCCCUACAGCUGCCGCUUCUGCGGCCGGGGCUUCGCCUACCCCAGCGAGCUCAAGGCGCACGAGGUGAAGCACGAGCACGGCCGCUGCCACGUGUGCGUCGAGUGCGGCCUGGACUUCUCCACGCUCACCCAGCUCAAGCGGCACCUCUCCACGCACCAGGGGCCCACGCUSUACCAGUGCCUCGAGUGCAGCAAGUCCUUCCACUACCGCAGCCAGCUGCAGAACCACAUGCUGAAGCACCAGAACGUGCGGCCCUUCGUGUGCACYGAGUGCGGCAUGGAGUUCAGCCAGAUCCACCACCUCAAGCAGCACUCGCUCACGCACAAGGGUGUGAAGGAGUUCAAGUGCGAGGUGUGCGGGCGGGAGUUCACCCUGCAGGCCAACAUGAAGCGGCACAUGCUCAUACACACCAGCGUCCGUCCCUACCAGUGUCACAUCUGCUUCAAGACCUUCGUGCAGAAGCAGACGCUCAAGACCCACAUGAUUGUGCACUCCCCGGUGAAGCCGUUCAAGUGCAAGGUCUGCGGGAAAUCCUUCAACCGCAUGUACAACCUGCUGGGCCACAUGCACCUGCACGCCGGCAGCAAGCCCUUCAAGUGUCCCUACUGCUCCAGCAAGUUCAACCUGAAGGGCAACCUGAGCCGGCACAUGAAGGUCAAGCACGGGGUCAUGGACAUCAGCCUGGACAGCCAAGAUCCCAUGAUGGAGCUGGGCGGGACGGACGCCGCGGAGCUGGAUGGCCAGCAGGAGAUGGAGGACUACGAGGAGGAGAACUCGUACGAGUACGGCGGGGUGGGCGCCCCCGCRGGCGGGCACGCGCUGGCCGAGCAGGCCAUGAAGGACAUGGCCUAUUACAACAUGUUGUAG